AUGGACCUCAACACUUUGGAGGACAUGGCAAAUGGGACAAGUGUGGAAGAAUUCAUCCUUCUUGGCUUCCCAGGCACAUGGCAUUUCCGUGUCUUCCUUGUGGUGGUAUUUGCACUGACGUACUCCCUGACAGUAAUCGGCAAUGCAUCCAUCAUAUCCGUUGUGUGGAUGAACAGCAACCUCCAUACCCCAAUGUACUUUUUCCUCUGUAAUCUCUCCUUUCUGGAGAUCUGGUACACCACAGGUGUUGUUCCCAAAGCCAUAGGAGUCAUGCUGGGGACAAGCCAGAACAUCUCUUUCAGUGUCUGCAUCCUCCAGUUGUAUUUUCUUCUCUCCCUAGGCUCCACCGAAUGUUUCCUUCUGUCUGUCAUGGCCUAUGACCGCUACUUAGCCAUAUGCUACCCCUUGAGAUACAACUCACUCAUGAACAAGGUCCUCUCUGCUCGGUUGGUGCUCAGCUCCUGGCUGGGAGGCUUUCUGGCCAUCUCACUGCUGGCCUUUCUGACAUCCAGGCUGACAUUCUGUGGGCCAGAUGUCAUCAAUCAUUUCCUCUGUGAUAUAGAUUCCUGCCUUGCCCUCUCCUGCAGUGACACAUGGCCUGUGGAAUUGGCAACCUUUCUAGUCUCCAUAAUUGUUGUUGUGGCCUCCUGUGUGGUCACACUGGUGUCCUACAUGUACAUUAUCUCUUCCAUCCUGAGAAUCCAGUCGUCCCAUGGCCGGAAAAAGGCCUUUUCCACUUGCUCUGCCCAUCUCAGUGUUGUCACGAUCUGGUACGGCUCCACUAUGUUCCUGUAUGUCAAGCCAUCAGCCAAGAACUCUUUAGAUCUGAACAAACUUGUGAAUACCUUUAACACAGUUGUAACUCCUCUGCUGAAUCCCUUCAUUUACACACUUAGGAAUAAAGAAGUGAAGCAAGCUCUGGGACGGGCUUUCCAGAGAAAGUGA
Messenger RNA from Opisthocomus hoazin, 945 nucleotides. Its product is annotated as olfactory receptor 6F1. Gene Ontology annotation, biological process: G protein-coupled receptor signaling pathway. Gene Ontology annotation, cellular component: membrane. The record is from RefSeq and is a predicted model, not a curated record. NCBI's taxonomy places the organism in Eukaryota, Metazoa, Chordata, Aves, Opisthocomiformes, Opisthocomidae. Gene Ontology annotation, molecular function: G protein-coupled receptor activity; olfactory receptor activity.